Molecule: messenger RNA, 2348 nt
Organism: Xenopus laevis (African clawed frog)
Lineage: Eukaryota; Metazoa; Chordata; Amphibia; Anura; Pipidae
Gene: dact4.L
Product: dishevelled binding antagonist of beta catenin 4 L homeolog
Exons: 4
Coding region: 192-1670 (492 amino acids)
Source: RefSeq, marked predicted
CUGACCUCCUUGUCUUAGUGGACUUUGAGCUGUAGGUCUGACCACCCCCCUCGCAGAGUCUGAUCGCACUUUCUCAGAGCAGCUGCUGCACAUACCCGCCUGCCGGCACCUUCUGGCUCGUACCUCUUCGGAUAGCGGGGGUGCUGCACAUCCUCAUUGCUGGGAUACUGAGGUUCAGAAUUAGUGUUCCGAUGGGCCCUGUCCCCCCAACCUUCCCGGGUAAUGGUUCCGACCGGCUGUGGCUGUGCCGGUGGCUGGAAGCGAAUGCAGCGAGUCUGCGGGAUCUGCACGUCCUGAAGCGGGAGGCAGAGGAGCGGGUCAUAUGGGCCCUGAGCGGUACCGAUGUGGAUAACGGAUUUCAGUGGGAAAAAAACAAGAUCAGGAGUUCUACCCACAAGCAAAACCCUGACUGGACUGGAGGCAAAUGUGAGCUGCUGGGAGAUGCGGGUCUGGUUGCGAAUGAGCAGGGACACGUGAUCCAGCGAGAGAUAGAACAGAACCUGAGCCGACUAGGAGCGCUUGAACUGGGACCCGACCAUGGAGACGGGGAGCGCUUCGCGUGUGGCAACAGGGAGAAUGUGCCCAAAAGGACGUUGAGAGCUUCAGAGUUCCCUACUGAUGGAACAGCCCAAGCCCAGGACAUUCACCUGCCGAGAUCUAGGAAAGCAGAAGCAAACGUGACCCAGGAGCUCGUCAGGAGAGGGACAGCUGAACUAAUCCCUGAGACGGGGGAAGAGGUUCAGUUAAAGAAUCCAGAUUGGAUGUGGGACAAGGAGAAUUCUGCAGUGCUGCCACCAGACACUUCUGGACUACACAGAAUUGGAUCUGGAUCGUGGGUCCCACGUCUACGACUUGGUAGCUCUGGGGUAACCAGCGACCUCCUCUUUUUUAGGAGGCUGAGUGGGAAUUCCCUGUCGACACCUAGCUCAGGGUUUUGCGAGGCCAGUGAUAUCGAUUCCAUCUCCUCAUCUUCCUCGUCCUUGUACAGUGAGGCAUCUUGUCCCACUCCCCUUUCCAUGAUGUCACCACACAGAAGCUCGUCACUAAGGCCCAGGUCCACUGAUUGCAGUGGAGAGUGCAGAAAAGAUAUUCCGCAUGCAAAGGGAGGGGCCAAAAGACCGAUGUCUGCAGGUGCCCUUGAGUCUUCUUAUUUUACAAGCCUGUCUUGUCAUUUUGACAUUACACAGCGAGAGAAUGUGAUUCCACCUCAAAAUGCCAUCAUUUCUCCUACACUUUGUGUGGUCCAGAAGAGACGUAGAACUGAACGCUACAUCUAUAAGCUGGCGCUCAAGUACCGGUGCAGACCUGGGGCGGCCCCUCUACCUCCUGACUUGGGUCCAGCAGUGCAAAGGGGUUUAGCCUCCAUCUCUCUCAUGUCUGUGUGUCCACCUAGUGUACCUGCAUCCCCUCAGUGCAAUGCUCUCUCAUGCAGUGUAGGAGAUGUAAGAAAAACCCCAAAGAAUCAUGGGUCUUGGGGGAAGUUUCUGAGCCGGGUAAUGCUGCGCAGGGAUCCAAGGACCGCUGCUUCAGAGAUGAAUCUUGAAUUGUGUGGGAGAGGGAAUGGCACCCCAUUAGUGGAGAACCACCUCCAGAGGGCCAAAUCUGUUCGGGACUUGUUCUCCGUCAGCCCAUUCAAAAGAAGUCAAAAAGGGUUGAAUAAGCUUCAUUAACUGCUGUUUUAAAAUGGAAACAUAUGUAUAUAGGACGUUAGUAAUGUGUGGGUUGGGGAAAAUAAAUGGGCCUGCACCUACCUGACCUGGUAUAGCUGCUCUCUUUAUAGACCAGCACCCCACCUGCCACCUUUUUGUGAUGUCCUGAAAUGGGGCGGACAGUUGUAUGCCUUUAAAUAGAGACUGCCGGAGGCCCAUGACCUGACAAUCUUGUGUGGAAGUAGCCCAAACCCAUGCGUAUCGGCCCUACCUGCACAUCACUAGGGAGUGCCAAACCACACACCCACCCCCCUGCAAAGUUUGCAUCAGGUCUAGUAACCAAGAGCAACUAAUCAGCUAGUAGUAACCAAACAAUCAUCUGGUUGCUGAACCUGGUGCAGGAAAACCUGUGAAAAACAGAAUCCUUCCAAAACAAAAAUAUUUCACGAGGUUCGAGCAAGGUGAGGAUUAUUACUAUUUUUAGAUGUUAGUGAAGACCAGGGUUGCUGUCCUUAGGGUGAUAUCUUGCCUGGGAAUUUAUUAGAACCUGUCCUCUUCUGCUGCCAGCAACAGUUAUUGAUAUUUUAUAUGUUAUUUUCCUGUGUACUGUAUAUAGUAAGGUGUACAUACAAAGGGCAUAAUGAUGCUAUGUUAUAUUGUCUAAUUAAACAUAACCAGAAUUAAUCUGGAGGAAAAUAA